AUGGGUGAGUACAGGGCUGGGAAGUGGGCACUCCUUGCCAGCAACGGGGAGAGCAAAGGCUUUUGUUCUAUCCCCCUCUGUGCUGCCCCAGCUUGGCCCAGGGACUGCAGCGAGGUUCUGGUUGGCAGCCCCAGUGGUGUGUACAUCAUCCAGCCCACGGGACUGCACCCCAUCAUGGUGUACUGUGAGAUGAGCGGGGCAGACGGGGGCUGGACCGUCAUCCAGAGGAACCGGCAGGACACGGACAUCACCUGGGCAGAGUCCUGGAGCACCUACAAGCACGGUUUUGGGAAUGUGCACACUGAGUUCUGGCUGGGCACCGAGUACAUCCACCAGAUCACCAGGCAGAAGAUCUACCAGGUCAGGUUUGUCAUCUGGGAUGCUGCAAACAACAUGAAGUUCGCAGACUACAACCUGUUCAGCCUGGAUGAUGAGUCCCAGGGCUACCGGCUGAGGCUGGGAGCGCACUCGGGGACAGCAGAGGAUGCCAUGGAUUCAGACAAUCCCAGGAAAGUGCACAACAAUAUGAAGUUCUCCACAAAGGAUCGGGAUCAGGACACUUACAGAGGGAACUGUGCCUCACGCUAUGGGGGUGGGUGGUGGUACUCAGCAUGUUACUCUGUGCAGCUCAACGUCAAGGGGGGCCUGACGUGGGGCAAGCUGUGCAAGGGGACAUGCAGAGGCUCGGCCAUCCUCAUCAAACCAACUCCACACCCCUAG
Messenger RNA from Haemorhous mexicanus (house finch), 720 nucleotides. Its product is annotated as fibrinogen-like protein 1-like protein. Lineage: Eukaryota; Metazoa; Chordata; Aves; Passeriformes; Fringillidae. The record is from RefSeq and is a predicted model, not a curated record. The transcript is spliced from 2 exons. Bases 1 to 720 code for a protein of 239 amino acids.